This is a messenger RNA of Penicillium paradoxum, 762 nucleotides long. Its product is annotated as vacuolar protein sorting family 37 protein. Gene Ontology annotation, cellular component: ESCRT I complex. The transcript has 2 exons. NCBI's taxonomy places the organism in Eukaryota, Fungi, Ascomycota, Eurotiomycetes, Eurotiales, Aspergillaceae. Gene Ontology annotation, biological process: ubiquitin-dependent protein catabolic process via the multivesicular body sorting pathway; protein targeting to vacuole; protein targeting to membrane. The record is from RefSeq and is a predicted model, not a curated record. The coding region runs from base 1 to 762 and encodes 253 amino acids.
AUGUCUCAACCACCGUCCCCCUUUCCUCCACAGUCUCAGUUCCAUUCACCGCAAAUAAUGAAUCCAGACACACCCCCUCCACCACCUCCAAAACCCAGCAGCCACGAGGCCAGUCGAGGCGGCACCCCGCAAAACACUUCUGCUGCACAGUACCAUCCAGACAACCAAACAAAGACACAGCAGGGCGCAUUUCCCACAAAUCCUCAACAGACCUAUCUCCCUGACCCUCCAACAAUUGAGGAGGGCUGGCUACCGGACUUGGUGACCGAUAAAUCAACAACCGACCUUCAAACAAUCCUCCAAGACCCAAUCUUGCUCUCCGCUCUCUCAAGCCAACACCCCUCUUAUACAGCUCGCCAGCAAUCCCUCGAGGCCCUAAUCCAAACGAAUAAAGAGCUCGCAACCCGCGUCCUGGAGAUGCAGAACCACCUCGCAGAAGUCCGCGCUUCCACUGAAACAAUGCUCAUCACACAUCAAUCCCUGGAGGUCUCCUGGCGCAAGAAGCAGGCCGAGAUGGACGCCGCCCUGGCCCCGUGGUCGCCCAAAGCACUAUACCAGCGCUUUAGCGCAGCGAUCACGGAACAGGAGGCUGUGUGCCAUGCCGUUGAGGAGAGCUUCCUGGAUGAAGAUCACCACGGCCGAGCCACGGAGAAGGAGAUUGCCGAUUGGGUCAGGCGCGUGCGGGCCGAGGCAUCCAAGUUGGCGGCUAGGAAGGAGGCUAAGGCCCGGUGGGAUGAAGGACGGGUUGGGGGCUGGCGAUGA